Messenger RNA from Myxocyprinus asiaticus (Chinese sucker), 1662 nucleotides. Its product is annotated as lysM and putative peptidoglycan-binding domain-containing protein 3-like. The record is from RefSeq and is a predicted model, not a curated record. Bases 115 to 1032 code for a protein of 305 amino acids. Gene Ontology annotation, cellular component: Golgi apparatus. Gene Ontology annotation, biological process: Golgi organization. Lineage: Eukaryota; Metazoa; Chordata; Actinopteri; Cypriniformes; Catostomidae. The transcript is spliced from 3 exons.
GUUGACGUGGCGUCUCUCUCAGUAAUCAGCUGAGGUAAUGUGGCACACAGAGGAAACACGAGAAUGGCCUAAUCACUGAAGACAAGCGGACCGCCCUCAGUUUUUCUGUGAAAAAUGACUGGAAGGAACCAGCACAAUGGUUUCCAGUUUGCAACCACAGUGCAGCCACCCACAGGUGGUUAUAUGUACACUUAUGGGAACAACUCAGAGACCGAAUACUCGGAGGAAGAUGGCGAGACCUUUGAACUGCGUUCCAGAGGCAGGGAGAGGCAUCGCAGGCGACCCUCUACAGAUCGCAAGGAUGAUAUUGUCUAUUUGAUAAGGGAUAUAAAAGAGGGAGAUACGUUGAUCAGUAUUUCUCUGCAAUAUUUCUGCACUGUUGCAGACAUAAAGCGAGCCAACAAUCUUCUAACCGAGCAGGACUUUUUUGCGCUGCGGUCCAUAAGGAUCCCUGUGAGAAAGUUUAGCUCUUUCACAGAAACCCACAAUACUGCUCCUCUCAAAACUAGCUCGCCCGGUGGCACUCGCAGAAAUGCAGAGAUCCCAGUUUCCGGAGCUUCCUUGGACUCUUUAUCCUCUUCCUCAUCUGUCGACAGCGUGGAGUGCUUCCUGCAGGAGAAGGACAAGGACAUUCAACUUCUUGUCAAGUCUUCAUCCCCUUCCAGAAGCAGUCUGAGCGAGGUAGUCUCCUUGCUGGAACAGCCGCUUUUAGGUGACCCCGAGCGCCGGCCGACCCAAAAGAAAGACCCGUACUAUGGGGCUGACUGGGGAAUGAGAUGGUGGACUGCAGUGGCCAUCAUGCUGGUCGUGGGCAUUGUUACACCUGUUUUUUACCUGUUGUAUUAUGAGGUUCUGAUGAAAGCAGAUGUUAGACACCACACAACCAUAGACUCUAUUAGGCCUGGACCCACACAGCCAGCCUUUGUCGAGCCUAUUAUUUUACCAAAGGCCAGUGCUGCCUCUCACCUAAACUCUAACCUACAGCCAGUUAUUGAUCAUGGACCUGCAGUGAAGCAUGAAGAAGAAACAUAAAGGCACUUGGAUCAUAAUGACAAGCUCUAAGGGAUUCAUUUUGAGACACUAAAGGAAAUUACUAGAAGUGAAAACACAUUUUAAUGAUGAAAAUUGAACUUAGUGCAGAGGAUUGAGUGAUGAUUCCAAUCCUGUUUGCAUUUUUCCUUGAUGCAUUUUGCACAGUUGGAUGCUGGUUUUGUUGUGUGUCAGUCACUAAUGAGCCAGUUUAUUGCUUAGUACAUCUAUUAAGCUAAAAGUUUUCUGCAAGGGCAAACAGAUGAUAUAUUGUCAAAGACAUUUGCUGCCACUGUCUGGUUGUCAGGGAAAUAAACAAUCAUUUAUUUUAGGAAAAGUAGAAUCCAGAAUCAGUAUUGCAAUGGAUCGUAACAAUGUUGCCGGGUUAAAAUUUUAACCUGCUUAAAAAAAAAAAAAAACUUGGCCUAGUGAAGACCACAAUAAUGGGAUCCUGAUUUUCCUCUAGCAGGAGCACAGUAGUGAUUUGUAAAUUUUUCUAACACAUGUUCUCAAUUCAAGUCCAGUAGCAGAGCUGUAAACAUUUCUAUGAAACAUGGAGUACAGUGAUUACUUUUGAACAGUAUGUGCCUUCAUCCUGUAGACGCAGGUUGAAAAUAAAGGAAUUAUAUUUUA